UCUGUUCAAACAAUAUUUGCUCGUCGUGCGAUAAGCAUCAAAUCUAGAAGAGCCCGAGUGGCACAGUGAUAGUGUGAAAUUAAACAAAUAAAGACUUGACAAGUAAACAGAUUUGAAUCCAGUCACUCUGUGAAUAUUUAGAUUGCCUAAUUAAAGCAACCAGCCUAAUCUCGUCGAGCAGUCCGGAGAGCACUGAUAUGGAUGUGCAGAUGAGUCGAGUUGUACCCGAUGGCGGCUACGGAUGGAUUGUGGUGGCCGCCGUGGCGUUGAUCAACAUGACCAACCAGUCCAUUUUAUCUGUCUUUGGCCAGUUAUUUGUGGGCGAACUGCAGCAAAUGCAGGGGGACUCCUUCACAGCAGCCCUGAUCACCAAUCUGAACAGCCUGGCCCUCAACUUCUCCGGCCUGUUCAUUGGACCGGCAAUUAAGAGCUUCAAGCCCCGCAAUGUGGCCACCACAGGCUGCGUGCUGGUUUCCUUAGGCCUUGCUCUUUGCGCCUUUGCCACUGAGAGCUGGCACUUCAUCGUGGGCUAUAGCUUCUUUGUUGGCUUUGGCUUGGGCCUCAUAUCGCCCUCCACUUUCAUGGCCAUUAACUCCUACUUCAGCAGCAAGCGUGGACGUGCUGUGGGUGUUUCCCUCGCAGGAGCUGGACUUGGACAAGUCCUUAUUCCCCACCUUGUGCGUUAUCUCCUAGAGAACCACGGAUUUCGCUAUGCAGUCCUGGCCAUGUCCACCCUAUCACUAACUGGACUCUUUGGUGCCGCCUUCCUAAAACCUCUAAAUCCGCCUGCCAAACACAACAAUCGCAGACACAUUCGUCUACUGGCCGAGGCGGAUGGCGAAAAGACUCAGUCCACUGCCCUCCAAGUUGUCAUUGUUCCUUCUAACCAAAGCAAGAGCGAGACUAGCCCACCCAAGACUGAUACCCUGUGCAGCCGGAUGGGCCAACGUUUGGUGCAGGCUAUGGAUCUGGAGCUGCUCAAGGAUCUGGUCUUUUGGAGCAUCAUUGUGGGCAUGGCUCUUGUAUACACGGCAACCAUUAACUUCACCAUGAUCUUUCCUGGCUUCCUGGGACAAUCGGCGGGUCUAAACAGCCAGAUGGUGGCCUUCUGCAUGUCUUUGGUGGCAGGAGCCGAUAUUGUGUGCCGCCUACUGUUGCCCAUUAUCACGGAUCAGCUGAGAAUACCAUACCGAGUGGUGUUCCUGAUCGGCAUCGCUGGACUCUUCGUCGCCCGUUGUGUGCUGGCCCAGUAUCAAGCGCUGCCCGUGAUCAUCUCCAUGUCUGUGCUGACGGGCAUGAUGAAGUCGGCCACUGUGAUCAACAACAAUCUCACCAUAUCGGCGCACUGUCGCUCGGAGAAGCUGGCCGGCGGAUUGGGACUGAGCAUGAUGUCCAAGGGAGUGAUCGUGAUCACAGUGGGUCAGCUGUUGGGCUGGGUGCGCGACUACGCCGACUCCUACGUCAUAUGCCUGUACGUCCAGGGGGCGAUUCUGCUGCUGGUGGUUCUGGUUUGGACCCCGGAGAUCUUCUAUCGCCACCGCAGGCAGCGACGUGCCACUACCAAGUCCAUGGAAACGCAGUCGGUGGACGCACCCGAAGAGGUGACCAAGCUCAAUUCGUGAAAAGCUAGUUGGGAUUAGUGUUUAAGCGGGGGCGGGUGUUCGGUAUUGAAUGUAAUGUGAUAGGCUGCAGAAUAGUUUCCCUUCUCUAACGGAACAUUCUGGACUCGCCGCAGUAGUUAUCCGGGUUGUGAGCAAAGACCAGUGUCAGGAACAGCACUAUUUGUAUGACUAUGCAUUUUAGGUUAAGGUUUUCGAUUAUUUAUUACCAUUUAGCCCCUAGAGACUUAACUUUUGUACUGCCACAACAAGAGCCAAAAUACAAAUUAAUCAAGUAUCCAUAUUACAAAAA
This is a messenger RNA of Drosophila gunungcola (fruit fly), 1911 nucleotides long. Its product is annotated as monocarboxylate transporter 13. Lineage: Eukaryota; Metazoa; Arthropoda; Insecta; Diptera; Drosophilidae. Bases 198 to 1622 code for a protein of 474 amino acids. The transcript has 4 exons. Gene Ontology annotation, biological process: transmembrane transport; monocarboxylic acid transport. Gene Ontology annotation, molecular function: monocarboxylic acid transmembrane transporter activity. The record is from RefSeq and is a predicted model, not a curated record.